Aspergillus sclerotioniger CBS 115572 is the source of this 3061-nucleotide messenger RNA. Its product is annotated as putative GTPase activating protein (Gyp3). The coding region runs from base 415 to 2823 and encodes 802 amino acids. The record is from RefSeq and is a predicted model, not a curated record. Lineage: Eukaryota; Fungi; Ascomycota; Eurotiomycetes; Eurotiales; Aspergillaceae. The transcript has a single exon.
CGCUUUUCUUCUUCUUCCUCUUCUUCUUCUCUUCCUUUCUCCUGUUCCGCCAUGAGAUCAAGUCUCGAAUUGACCCUCUGGCAGGAUCGUGAGACUGGCUGAUGGACUAGUCGCUGCAUCGUGGGCUGCCGGGGUGAACUGACUACUACUACUACUACUACUUCUACUUACUAUUCUUAACCUGUCCGUUUCUUUCCUCCGCUCGUUUCACUUCGCGCCUGUCGGGCAAACUCGCCCUCUUCACUCGUUCACUCGUUCACCACAGCGCUUAUCCUCUCGUUUCUUUUUUUUUCUCUUCAUUUCCGCCAGCCUUAUCUACAAUCCUCGCCCCUGACUCGGUCUUCGACUGCGCCUGUUCGUUCUUCAUCCAUCGACAAAUGUCCAGCGGGAACUGGGGUUUAUCAGCUCGUGGCCAUGGUCACAGGAAAUGGAGACUUUCGAUAUCCGCCCCUUGCAGGCGCGCAUGAUAUCCCCAGCCGUCGCAGGAUCCCGAACCCUCCCCGCCUGGAUCCUCUAAGACUUAAUCCUCCCUUUCCGCGCCCCUCGACCGCCGACGGCGUUCGUCCUCCUCCUCCCCACCAUCCUCCUCCGCCUCCAGUCCCUCGAUCCCCACGACUUCAGCCUCCGUUUGUACCUGCAGGAGAGUCAUGGCGCUCCCCGUCCCCUUACGGCCGAGAUGAUGACGAUGAGUUCAUCAUCCGCAAACCCGCCAGCCGUACCCCCACAUUCCCUGUGUCGCCCAGUCGCCGUCCAGUAUAUGCUCCAAGAGAGGCCGACAUGGAGCGUCAACCUCCUCGGAAGAAUCCGCCAGGCGCACCCGGACUGCGCAUUUCCAUGUCCACCUCCAAAUUACACAGCCGGCGUCCAAGACCCCAUCACUCCCGGGAACGGUACGGAGAUGACUCGUAUGGAUUGCCAAUGCCUCGCAUCGUGCCUCCGGGCAGCUAUGUGGACUCGCACGGGCAAGAUGCACUCCGCUCCAGUGUCAACUCUGCCAUGACCUCGCGGUCCAGUAUCGAGCAUGCGAGCGGAACGGAGCGCAGCAGCGUCCUCACCAAGAGCAGCUCGAUCACCGACUUGUCUCCUGACACCCCCGACGGUCCAUAUGAGAAAGAUGGCGGCAUGAGUGUGGAGGAUGCUAUAUCCAUGUAUCUCGACGGCUUUAGCGAUGUGACAGAGGAGCCAGGAUCUCCGGGGCUGUAUGAUGACGGAGGGUUUUAUGAUGACGACAAAGCCAGACCGUGGAGUCCACGCCCGCCUACUGAAAUGACGUUCGACGACGGCCACACUUCUGAUGAGCAUUCGCCCGACUUGGAUCCCACCGAGGAUCUUCCACCCGUGCCGCCGCUUCCAGAGCUGGAUGCACCUGUGCGAGGGUCCCUGGGCGAACGGUAUGACAGCGAUGUGAUGCCGGAGGAGCCAUUGGAAGAAGUACUGGAAGAGCCACCGAACGAGCCGUCAUUGAAAUCCCCCUCCCCGCGUGAACGUCAAGAAACCACGGUGGUCCUGCCCGGGGAGGUGCCUCCGGCCUUACUCCCGGGCCUGGGCCCUCGUGACCGGUACGGAUUCCGGAAAGCGACUCACCAUGUGACUCUAGAACAGUAUGAGGCAUGGCAUAGCUCUUACUCCGACUUUGCAGCCACCCGGCGAAUCAAGUGGGUGGAACUGCUCCGAGAGAACCGUCUGCCAGUCACGGAUCCGAUGUCCUUCCCGCCAAAGUCGAACAAGGUCAAGCGGAUUGUGCGCAAGGGCAUCCCGUCGGAGUACCGGGGCGCGGCCUGGUUUUUCUACGCCGGGGGAUACGAGCACCUGAACCGGAACCCUGGGCUCUACGACCAGCUGGUCCGGCAGGCGAUGGAGUCCCCGAGCAACGACGACAAGGAGCACAUUGAACGCGACUUGCACCGAACGUUUCCAGACAACAUCCACUUCAAACCCGAAUCGGCCGACCAGUUCGGAGGUGCUGGCGCUGGCGCUGGCGCUGGCAGCAGCAACCCGAAGCAUGCGUCCGUCACGGUCGAGACGCAGAUGAUCCAAUCUCUGCGCCGCGUGCUGUAUGCAUUUGCAGUGCACAACCCACAGAUCGGAUACACGCAGUCGCUCAACUUCAUCACGGGGAUGCUGCUUCUGUUCCUGCCGGAAGAGAAGGCAUUCUGGAUGCUGCACAUCAUCAGCUCGGUGUAUCUCCCGAGCACGCAUGAGAUCAGCCUGGAGGGCGCCAACAUCGAUCUGUGGAUCCUGAUGGUUCUGCUCAAGGAGACGUCGCCGCACGUGUAUAACAAGAUUGCGGGCAGCGGGCUCGGCGGGGGCUCGCGGGCCCCGGCGCUGACGGUAACGUCGCGUCUGCCCGAUAUCACGCUGGGGCUGACGAACUGGCUCAUGUCGGUGUUCAUCGGGACGUUGCCUUUGGAGACGACGCUGCGCGUGUGGGAUGUAUUCUUCUAUGAAGGGUCCAAGACGUUCUUCCGGGUGUCGUUGGCCAUCUUCAAGGCGUGCGAGCGGGAGAUUAUGGCCGUGUCCGAUCCGAUGGAGGUGUUCCAGGUGGUGCAGGCGGUUCCGAAGAAGUUGCUGGAUGCCAACGCACUGUUGGAUGACUGUUUCAUUCGACGGCACCGGGUUGGGCAGGGGCGCAUCGACGAGUUGAGAGCAGCGCGACGGGCGGCGGUGCGACACGAGAACAUGCGGCGGUCGCGAGCAUGGAACAAGGGCCAGAUCCAGGCGGCGACGGACGAGUGGCCCGGUCGAUCGCGCACGCCCAUCCCCGGCAUCGAGCGCAAGAUUGGCGAUUCGUGGCGGCACAUGCGGAACCAUGCAUUUCGAUAGGAGGAGCGAUGUCUUUAUUGAUACCCCAGCAGCAGCUUGUUUGUUUCGUGUUAGUUCAGCCGGCCCUCAUGCCUGUACCAUACUCUCUCCAUCUGGAUCUUUUAAUCUUUAAUGGCCGACGCGUCGAGCAUCGUCGAUGGUCAAGUGGUCAAGGGGUCUCGCAUGCGUGCGGGGAUGGCUGACGACCUGACGAUGUUACAUGUACAUACAUACCUCCAUAGAAAUAUCUACGAGUGAC